Molecule: messenger RNA, 1789 nt
Organism: Amblyraja radiata (thorny skate)
Lineage: Eukaryota; Metazoa; Chordata; Chondrichthyes; Rajiformes; Rajidae
Gene: gabra5
Product: gamma-aminobutyric acid type A receptor subunit alpha5
Exons: 10
Coding region: 375-1739 (454 amino acids)
Biological process (GO): monoatomic ion transmembrane transport
Cellular component (GO): membrane
Molecular function (GO): extracellular ligand-gated monoatomic ion channel activity; GABA-A receptor activity
Source: RefSeq, a predicted model, not a curated record
GCCCACCGUGAACGGUCCCAGCAAGCGUGCACUGGCCCGCGGGAGCCCGGAGCGCUCGGGAACGCGCAAACGCGCGCCCCGGCCCCCCCAGCACAAGAGCCGGAGAGAGGGAGGCGAAGGAGGAAGGCAGCAUCAUCACCACCAGCAUCAGCAUCAGCAUCAGCAGCGGCCGCUACAUUGGCGUGCAUGAGACUACUCGGGCUCCCCUCCGAUCCGCACUGCCCGCUUCCAGACAGCAUUCACCCUUGCGCCGCGAUGAAACGGGCAAGGAGAGCAGCGAUCCUGCCGACUGGCCGCUGAACGAGGAAGGACAAGGGCGACCUGGCGAGACUUGGUCGGGAUUGGAAUGAUCUGAAGUCAGCGUGUUAUUGGACAUGGGCGUUGGCUGGUUGUACCGACUGGGCGCGUUGCUCCUCGUGUCUAGCCUAACCUGGCGACAGAGUUUUUCGCAGAGUGCCGCUCCAGAGAUGAAACAACGGAAUAAUGACAACAUCACAAUCUUCACUCGAAUACUGGACAGUCUUCUGGACGGAUAUGAUAACAGGCUCAGACCUGGCCUGGGAGAAAGAAUAACGGAAGUUAAAACUGAUAUCUACGUUACAAGCUUUGGCCCUGUGUCGGAUACUGAAAUGGAGUACACCAUCGAUGUAUUCUUCCGUCAGAGUUGGAAGGACGAGCGGCUGAAGUUUAAGGGACCAAUGCAGCGUCUGUCCCUGAAUAACAUGCUGGCCAGUAAGAUAUGGACUCCGGACACCUUCUUCCACAAUGGCAAGAAGUCCAUUGCUCACAACAUGACCACCCCAAACAAGUUGCUCAGGUUGGUCGAGGACGGUACGCUGCUCUACACUAUGAGGUUAACCAUUUCUGCUGAGUGCCCCAUGCAACUAGAAGACUUCCCAAUGGACGUUCAUGCUUGCCCCCUUAAAUUUGGAAGCUAUGCGUAUCCGAACUCUGAGGUCGUUUAUGAAUGGACUAACGAGACGUACAAAUCUGUGGUUGUGGCUGAAGACGGCUCUCGCCUGAAUCAAUACGACUUGUUGGGACACACAGUGGGAGAUGAACUGAUCAGAUCAAGCACAGGUGAUUAUGUAGUGAUGACAGCACAUUUCCAUUUGAAGAGAAAAAUAGGUUAUUUUGUCAUCCAAACCUAUCUCCCCUGCAUCAUGACUGUUAUCUUAUCCCAGAUGUCAUUUUGGUUGAACAGAGAAUCUGUCCCUGCCAGAACAGUGUUUGGUGUGACCACUGUGCUGACAAUGACAACACUGAGCAUCAGCGCAAGAAACUCGUUGCCAAAAGUAGCAUAUGCCACCGCAAUGGACUGGUUCAUAGCUGUCUGCUACGCAUUUGUCUUCUCCGCUCUCAUAGAGUUUGCGACAGUCAAUUACUUCACUAAACGAAGCUGGGCGUGGGAUGGGAAAAAAGCCAUGGAAGCCUAUCAGUCCAAGAAAAAGGACACCUUGACAAGAAACAUGAACAAUGCAUACGCCAUCGGAGGGAUGACCUAUCCGCCAAACAUUACGAAGGAACCCGUCAUCUCGAGUAUUUCGAAGAGCACCACUGUGCACAUGAAGGCAGAAGAAAGGGUGGCUGAAAGUAAAAAAUCUUAUAACAGCGUCAGCAAAAUUGACAAAAUGGCCAGAGUUGUGUUUCCUGUCUUCUUUGGCAUUUUCAAUUUGGUUUACUGGGCAACGUACCUGAACAGGGAUCCAGUUAUAAAAGAAGCCAUUACUCCAAACUAACCACCUAGGGGAAGUAAAGGGCCUGUCCCACGAGCAUGCGACCUGCAUGC